This is a messenger RNA of Odontomachus brunneus, 1377 nucleotides long. RefSeq lists its product as uncharacterized. The record is from RefSeq and is a predicted model, not a curated record. The transcript has 2 exons. Gene Ontology annotation, molecular function: nucleic acid binding. Lineage: Eukaryota; Metazoa; Arthropoda; Insecta; Hymenoptera; Formicidae. The coding region runs from base 36 to 719 and encodes 227 amino acids.
CUCCUCUCAUUGAACGUGAGCGAAUACUUAUUCUUAUGAUGAAAGGCUAUGGAAAUAUGACGAGAUCUAAUGAAGAUGUACAGAUUUUAUUCAACGAUACUUUUAGGGUAGGAGCUGAACAGAUAUCCAAGUCGACUGUACAAAGGACAAUUGCACGUUUCAAUUUGAGUGGAAGUGUAAAGGAUCUUCCUAGAUCGGGUCGCCCUGUUGCAGCAACUAAUCCAGAAAAACAGCUGGAUGUUGCUCUCUCAGUUAUUGAAGAUCGUCACAGUACGGUUAGGAAAUUAAAACAGCAACAUGAUAUUAGUGUUGGAUCUACACAUAAUAUUUUGACAAAAAAUUUAAGGUUCCAUCCAUACAAAAUUAAACUUGUACAUGAACUGCUUGAAGAUGAUUCUGAUAGACGCCUUCAGUUUUGUGAAUUGAUGAUGGCCCAAAUAGAUGCUGAUGGAAAUUUAUUGAAUAGAAUUUUAUUUUCAGACGAAGCUACGUUUGAACUUAAUGGCAAUGUCAAUAGGCAUAAUUUUAGGUUCUGGAGCGAUAACAACCCAAGAUGGAUGUCUGAUACUCGCAAUACUCAAUAUCCUGAAAAAUUGAAUGUCUGGGCCGGGAUUAUUAAUAACAGAAUAGUUGGGCCCUUCUUCAUUGACGGAAAUCUUACUGCGGUGAACAAGAUGGUGCAGCUCCUCAUUAUGGCCGAGAUGUUCGUGCCUACUUAAACACAGUAUUUCCAGCGAGGUGGAUAGGGAGAAGAGGAGCUAUAGAAUGGCCAGCCAGAUCCCCUGAUCUUACACCACUUGAUUAUUUUUUGUGGGGUUAUCUCAAAGAUAGGGUAUAUCGAACGAAACCAGCAAACCUCGAAGAACUUCAACAGAGAAUAAGAGAUGAAAUUAUUGCCAUUGAUGCAGACAUGAUUCGCCAAGCUGUAGCAGCAUUUUACAACCGCAUAGCGUAUUGCCAGACAGCUGGGGGCGAAAACUUUGAGCAUUUGCUCAAAUAAAUAACUUCCAAUCCUGCUGCAAUUGCCUGGCUUUACCCUUCCAUCCCAUAAACGGCUGGGAUGCUCAUCAGCCUUGCCUUCACUGGCCGGGCAUCACCCAACCUUGCCCUAACCGGCUGGGAUCCAACCAGAAGAUCCAACCAGCGCACACACGCACACACACAGCAGAGAGGGUUUGGAGUCGUUAACUACUGUGGAAAUGACGAACCACGGGGUCCCUAUCUCUCCUGUGAACACAUUUGCACACACACGCACACACACAGCCUUCACUGGUUGGAUCUUGUUCUGAUCUUGCCUUCACUGGUUGGAUCUUGUUCUGAUCUUGCCUUCACUGGUUGGAUCUGAUGAAACUUUCAAGCCUCAUAACUCGGAAGAUA